UCCAACUUGCCAUGCCUAUGUCCACCGUUCCUGCCAUUGCAUCUCCUACUACGGUGCUUCCCUCGGGUACCCUGCUUGCCGACACCGACUCUAUCACGUCGACGUCACUCCUUUGCAAGAUUGGCGAGCUGGCGGCACGGACUGUCGGUCCGCUGCCGCAGAACGACGACACCAUUGCUGCUGCCACCAACGCGGACCUCUUUGCCUUGCCACGCGCCAUCGCCCUCGGCACUAUCGAUGACAUCCUUGCACCCAUGAUUGGCAAGGCGCUCCGCCGCUGGGCACUCCAGGCUGCGCCGCAGCUCAUAGCCAAGGCUGGCCGCGGCGCGCUCGUCGUCGCCGCGCACGGCCCGCUCCUCCCGACCAACGUGACUGUUGCUCAGGACGGGAAGGUCUCGUUUGCCGCAGGCGAGCUGCCUAUGCUCCCGCAGCUGCGAGUGAUUCAUCUUGCUCAGUCGUGCGCGGCGCUCGCCGCCUCGGCCGCCGACCCGAUCGAGGCUGCCGCCGCCGUCGUCGCCGGCUACACCGCCAUCGCACCGCUGGCCGGGCACGAGCUCGAUCUGUUCUUUGACACCAUGCUUGCUGCUGUGGCCCAGGCCGCUCUUGCUGAGGGGACCAAGGCGAGCGGUGAGGCGCUCGCGGCGCUCUCGGCCGUCCAUCCUCGGUGGGCGCGGUAUCGGCUCCGCGCCGCUGCUGGCCUCGCCGAUGCGGUUCCCGGCGCGGCGCUGCUAAAGACGGCUUUGGCUAACCCAGACCUUGCAGUUGCGCCGCUGGUGGUGGGCUCGCCUGCCACACUGCGGCCGAGCGGGAAGGCAUCGAUCCACACGGCGGUAACCACUGUGCCGGGUGCGACCGUGUGCGCCGUGCUCGGCGGCAGCGUCCACGCGCUUGGCAGCACCGCCGAUGGCGACGUGGUGGUCAUGGCGCAUGCCAUCGGUGAUGUGCUUGAUGCCCGGGUGGCGGCGCAGGCACAGAUUUCCACCUUCUACACGGUAUACUCAGGGCUGGACGCCGGUGCGGCGGCCGGACUCGACGUCGGCCUUGCCCUUGUGGCCGGGACCGAGAUUGGCAAGGCGGCCGAGGCCGGUCGGGUCUGGUUCCAGCUGGCGCUUGAUCUCUGUGGCAACGAGCUGGGCUUCAGUGAGCCGAUGGCAGCUGAGGCGGCGGGGGUGUUCGAUGCGCUCACGCCCAACGGCAACAUUUUGCUCCGGAUGGGCGGCGAGAAUGAGAACGAGGCGUCGAGCGAGGCGUCAGCGUCGUCGGCGUCGUCGAGCCGGGCCGAGGAGGACGCGAUGGUGGCACGGCGAGAGGCUGUUCUUGCGCCCAACUUUACGCUGCUCUUUGACAAGCCGCUGCACAUUGUCCGCGGCGAGGGGCAGUACCUGUACGCCGCUGAUGGGACGCAGUACCUCGACUGCGUCAACAAUGUGUGUCACGUCGGGCACUGCCACCCGCGGGUGGUGGCGGCCGGCGCCGCGCAGAUGGCGGUCCUCAACACCAACUCCCGCUACUUGCACAGCAACCUCAUCAACUACGGCGAGAAGCUGCUCGCCAAGUUCCCUGAAGAGCUCUGCGUGGUGUUCUUUGUCAACUCAGGCUCAGAGGCCAACGACCUCGCGCUGCGGCUGGCACGGGUGGCGACUGGCGGCAACGCGUCGGUGGUGAUGGAGGGCGCAUACCAUGGCCACCUCAGCUCGCUCAUCGAGCUCUCGCCGUACAAGUUUGAUGCGCCCGGUGGUGUGGGCAAGCCGCAGCACGUCCACGUGGCGCCGCUGCCGCACAAGUACCGCGACCCAGCAGCGUGUGACGGCGCCGCGGUCGGAGCCAAGAUUGUGGCCGACGUCAAGGCGGCCGGUCAGAAGAUCAACGCCUUUUACUGCGAGUCGAUCAUCGGAUGUGGUGGGCAGAUUGUGCUGCCGGACGGGUACCUCGCCGGGAUGUACGAUGCGAUCCGCGGCGCCGGCGGCGUGACGAUUGCCGACGAGGUGCAGACCGGGUUUGGCCGCGUCGGCUCGCACUUUUGGGCGUUCGAGACGCAGGGCGUGGUGCCGGACAUUGUGACGAUCGGCAAGCCGAUGGGCAACGGCCACCCAGUGGCCGGCGUCGUCACCACCCGGGCCGUCGCCGACGCCUUUAACAACGGCAUGGACUACUUCAACACCUACGGCGGUAACCCGGUGUCGAUGGCGGUCGGCCUGGCGGUGCUCGAGACGAUCGAGGCCGAGGGCCUUCAGGCCAACGCCGUUGUGCGCGGCGACCAGCUCAUGACCGGCCUCGCUGCGCUCAAGGACAAGUACCCCAUGGUGGGCGACGUCCGCGGCAUCGGCCUCUUCAUCGGCGUCGAGCUGGUGACCGACCGCGAGAGCUUCGAGGCUGACGGCGAAGCUGCGCGCAAGGUCGUGGAGCACAUUCGGCACAAGUGGCACAUCUUUGUCUCGCCCGACGGUCCGGGCCACAACGUGCUCAAGGUCAAGCCGCCGGUGUGCGUGACAGAAGCCGACUGCGAACGUGUCAUCGCGGCCUUUGAUGACGCGCUUGCUGCACUGUCGCAGUGAGCGGCGCCUUGCUACUUUACUAUUCUCCCUCAACAAAGCCAAACGAAUUGUUUAUUGCAACCCAAAUGAUGUCAUUGCUUCUGCGAUCGCUUGCCGUUGACCUCGGCAAAGAUGCUGUCGAGGAGCUGCGAGGGAUGGCGGGCCUUGACCAUGCGAUCGCGGGCAUCGCGGCGGCGGUUCUUGAGCUUGCGGCGCUUGUACUUGGACAUAGACUUGUUGC
Thecamonas trahens ATCC 50062 is the source of this 2775-nucleotide messenger RNA. RefSeq names its product 4-aminobutyrate transaminase. Gene Ontology annotation, cellular component: mitochondrion. Bases 12 to 2555 code for a protein of 847 amino acids. NCBI's taxonomy places the organism in Eukaryota, Apusomonadida, Apusomonadidae. The transcript has a single exon. Gene Ontology annotation, molecular function: transaminase activity; pyridoxal phosphate binding. The record is from RefSeq and is a predicted model, not a curated record.